Molecule: messenger RNA, 2054 nt
Organism: Helianthus annuus (common sunflower)
Lineage: Eukaryota; Viridiplantae; Streptophyta; Magnoliopsida; Asterales; Asteraceae
Exons: 11
Coding region: 459-1358 (299 amino acids)
Source: RefSeq, a predicted model, not a curated record
GUGUUCCACGCGUCUUUGUUGUACCCGUAUGAAACCCUAAUCUGGCAAUUCAACUUUUCCACUCCAACCAUCAUCUACGGCAAUCUUUUCUCUCAUAUAUUCAAAACCCCCAAUUCAUCUAAACCCUAAUCAAAAGUGGUGAACCUGCUUCUAGAGAGAGAAACCGAUGGACGAGAAGUUGAUACAGCGGCUGGAAUCCGCCGUAGCAAGCUUCAAUCUGGUUCGUCACGAGCCGAGCUUGGCUCACUUUCUAACCGAGCCGAGCUUGGCUCACUUUCUAACCGAGCAGAGACAUCUCAGCUCACUUUCAAAACGAGCCAUAUCAACCAAGCUUUUUCCAAGCUCCGAGCUUUUUCCGAGCUAAAGCCGAGCUUGGCUCACUUUCUAUCGAUGAUAUGAUCUGAAUUGGCGUAUUUUCACAAACUCGCCACCAACUCUCCUACUCCAUUACUUCAAGCAUGUCAACUACCACAAGCAGAGUUUCCUCUAACAAAGAUUCCAGAUCAUUGGAGAAUGUUGAAAUCACUUUGCUCAACCAAGUUAAUGCUUCAAAUUCAAAGGUUGAUGUCACAAUUAAGGUCCGUAUAAUUAAGCUUUGGAAGCUACCUUCUUUCAAGAUAAAAGGUGCUACACAUUCAGUUGACGUAAUACUUAUGGAUGAAGAGGGUACAAAGAUUCAAGCCACUGUUAUGGGUAACUAUCUAAGCAAACAUGGGAAAUUCCUCGUGGAGAGAGAGUGUGUCCUAAUUAAGAAAUUUGAAGUUGGUGACAAUGUCUCACAAUAUCGGCUGACAAAUCAUAAACAUAGACUCUUUUUUGAUUAUGAUAGCAACAUGAUGAGAUGUAAUGAUGCUGUUGGAUCUCCUCAUGGCUUCUCAUUUACUGAAUUUGAUCUCUUUCUUAACAAUGCUCUCCCAAGUAAUUUCGUUGUUGAUAUAAUUGGUUAUUUGUAUACGUAUUUCGAUAUGUAUGAUCACAAAACGCAAAAUGGGCAACUCAAAAAGAGAAUGAACAUUCAAGUUCGUGAUGCUCAGAACCGUAAUAUUUAUGUUCAACUGUGGGAAUCAUUGGCUGAGAAGAUGCAGAAGUUCGUGGAUAAAAAACCCAACGGUGUUACUGUUUUGAUAUUGCAAACUGGGAAAUUCACCUUUUCAGGCGGGAAGGCAUAUGUUUCAUCAGCUUUCCAUGGAAGUACAUUAUUCAUUAACGAUGACAUUGAGGAAAUCAUUGCUUUCAAACGCAGUUUACUUGAGAAAGAAUCUGAUGACUCCGUUUCAAGCCGUCGUUUGGUGUCGUCACAAUCUGUUACCAGUCUACAAGAAGAGUUUUCUAAAAUUCACAAUAAUUCAUUUUCAUGAAUUUUUUAGACAUGUAUUUAUACUUAUACUUUAAUUAUAUAACAGGAUGAUAGUCUCAGCAUGAUUCCUGAUGAAAUUGCUGAUUUGGUUGGAAAAAAGUAUGCAUUUAACAUUGACAUUUCCAACUUUAAUGUCUCAAACAACUACAAGUCUUUCACUGUUAGCAACCUCACUGAUGAUCCCUCCAUCAUAUCAAGGCUUGAAGCAAAUCUAGAGGUUUUUCAGGUUAACCCAUCAGACUCCAUGAAUUCCAAAUCCAUUGAAUUUGAAUCCCAAGAUACUGUCAAUUUCAAGGAUACUAUAUCAUCCACGAGCGACAAUGUUACUCCCACGUCACUUAUUGUUACAAGUAAUGCGAGAACUUUGUUGGAUGAUGGAGGUGUUAAGAAAAACACCACUCACUCGGAAUUGAAGCGUAAUCUGUCUGAGGUUUAUGAGAUUGAUGAUUCUCCUAAACAGUCGGCAACUAAACCCCCUCCUAAAUCUGUUGAAGGUGCGAAAGGAACUUCCAAUGCAACCCUCCUGAUUCCAAAGAAGGAAAAAGAAUGAUAUUUAUCCGAAUUUGAAAGAAUCAUCUUUUCGUCUUUUUAUAAACUAUUUAUUUAUUUGGAUUUGGUAUUUUAUUAUCAUUAAGAACUAAGUACUUGAGUAUUUGUAUUUGCUUGGUUUAAUGUUAUUUCCUUUGUUUGAACUUAA